UACUGGGAGAUUGUACGACAGGACGAUUUGUAGCUCACUUGCAAGACACUCGAAUUGCGUUAACACAUUUACAUUUACAAUUACAUUUAAAAACUGCGUAAAGAGACACUCUAUAUAUGGAUUGUUCACAAAAAUACUGCAACGGAUUGCAUAUUGUUUUGAAUGAUACGAAGCCCCCGUGGUACCAAUGCGACAAGCAGCACUUGGCGCGUCAAUGGCGUCUUCAAAUUGGCCUACGAUAUCGACCUGGAUAAAAUACAGCAGACCAUUGGCAGGAUAUCACGGGAGGCAACGGACAGAGCUGACCAAAAUCCGGAAACCUUGGUAGACCAUUAUCAGAGCGAAAUAGUGGAGGCAAUCGGGAGAAAAGCAAGUCCGCCGCCGAGGAAACCGCGCUAUAGUGAGCGCGGAUCACCGGACGCUACAGACGGGAACAGGAUGCGGAGGCGAGUAACAAUAAUCAACAAGUUAGGAUCAAUACCUGCCUGUUCGAUGCGACCCACGAAAUGUUUGGAAACAUCAACAAUAUCGUUGUCCGGAUAUACUCAAUAAAUACCAAUUUCUGGACUAUAUCGAACUAGAAAGAAUACUUGACGAGGUCGACGAUCUCCCCUACCAAAAUGCAAUUGAAGCAGAGGAGUUCUCUAUUCUGUCCAUGGUACGAUGCUCCUAUAUGUGUUGGCAUUCUCUAGAGUGCUCGACAGGGAAUAUACACGAGUACACCUUUAUCCAACAAUUUUCGAUGGAAAAGAGAUGGCCCUGGAGUACAGCGCCCUGGCGCGAAAGAAAGCGAAACCUACGUACAUGACGUGAGCUUGAAGAACCUGGAAAGGACCGCUCAUCAGAACUCUAAAUUCCAAAGUCCAUAUUCAAAAAGCUCGAGACCGAUGCUUGAUUGAUUGACGUCAAUCUAGGUCAAUAAGUUGAGUUCAGUUUGGGACUUCAAAUUAAAUGGUUGGCGAUCUUCAAAGUAAAUAAUUCUAAUUAUCCAGAA
Molecule: messenger RNA, 994 nt
Organism: Drosophila mauritiana
Lineage: Eukaryota; Metazoa; Arthropoda; Insecta; Diptera; Drosophilidae
Exons: 2
Coding region: 163-552 (129 amino acids)
Source: RefSeq, a predicted model, not a curated record